This is a messenger RNA of Pelodiscus sinensis (Chinese soft-shelled turtle), 931 nucleotides long. NCBI's taxonomy places the organism in Eukaryota, Metazoa, Chordata, Testudines, Trionychidae. The record is from RefSeq and is a predicted model, not a curated record.
UCCUCUUCACUCUUCCCCAGGACCCCCUGCUCUGCUGAGCAGCGUCUUGGAACAGGGCUCCGGCGAGCUGCCCUCGAUUGCGCCCUGCACGCCCCUCUCUGAUUGGCCUUCCCGCAGGCUCCGCCCCUACAGUUGGUCCCCCCCACGAGAUCUGUAGGACUGGGGCAAAGCACAGGCAGGGGACACGGUCCGGGAUGCGCUUGUGGCUGUGGAUUUGGCAGGCCCGGCAGAUGAUGGAUCGGCGCCUAUUGAGAACAUGCCGAGAGGCGUCUCAGUGGGGAGAGAACCCAGGAGGCCAGGCAGUGAGCCAGACGUUUUACUGCAAGCCCCAGGGGGGGCUGUACUCCCUGCCCUACCUGACGGAGCGGGGCUGCGAGGAGGGCGGGGCCCUGAGCCGAGCCGAGUGGUGGGAGCUGCUCUUCUUCGUCAAGAAGCUAGAACCGCCCGAGCAGCGGGAGAUCGUCCGCCUCGUCCAGCAGCACCAGGAGGAGCAGCUGGCGGCGCUGGAGGAGGAGGCGCUGAUCCAGCUGUCGGUCCCGGCGGAGCUGGCCCAGAAAGUGCUGCAGGUGCUGAGCCAGCAGAGCCAGGGCUGCACCCUGAGUGAGCUGUGCAGCUCCCACGUCUACACCAAGUACUUCCUGCACGCGGGGGGGGCGCAGCCGGGCGGGCGGGGGCAGGACCCCCCCAGGGGCGCAGCAGUGACCUGGCUGCUCCCGUUAACGUCCAGUGACGUGACACCCGCCUGCCCGCGCGGCGCCCACAGGGAGAAGCUGGUGAAGAUGCUGGUGGAGCUGCUGACCAACCAGGUGAAGGAGAAGCUGCUGGUGGUGCUGGCGCUGCGCCUGCUCUGCGCGCUGAUGGCCAAGUACGACUGGCGCGUGCCCUUCGCCACCGAGGGCGGGGUGCGGGCCGUGCUGGCCUGCAUGCAGGA